Messenger RNA from Canis lupus familiaris (dog), 3447 nucleotides. It is a transcript of the gene UNC5CL, whose product is annotated as unc-5 family C-terminal like. NCBI's taxonomy places the organism in Eukaryota, Metazoa, Chordata, Mammalia, Carnivora, Canidae. Bases 345 to 1895 code for a protein of 516 amino acids. Gene Ontology annotation, biological process: netrin-activated signaling pathway; positive regulation of JNK cascade; positive regulation of canonical NF-kappaB signal transduction. The transcript has 9 exons. Gene Ontology annotation, cellular component: membrane. Gene Ontology annotation, molecular function: protein binding; netrin receptor activity. The record is from RefSeq and is a predicted model, not a curated record.
UUCCAGACCCAGACUGGUGAGUUCCCGGACUUCUGGGAUCCUCAGCUACUCCCCCGCCUUGGCUGGACUUUGCCAAUAGACAGAGACAGACUCCCCCACCCCUCUGUAGGGCGCUGGGAGGCAGGUCAUUGCCAGGAAGCUCUGGGCCACUCCUGCCCAGAUUCCCCGCCCACCUUCACUUGUCUGCUGGCCUGGUGACCGGGUCUGGGUGACCUCUCUGUCUCUCAGAAGGAACUGCUGUUCCUGGAUAAGCCAGCAGCCUCUGGGAGUACCUCCACGGUAAGAUCCUUGGCCUUGGCUGGCACAGGGGUGCAGGGGAGUUGGCAGCACGAGUGUCCAGGCGGAUGUGCUCCCAUGAGAGUUCCAUCCAACCCGCCCAGUUCCUCCUGGUGGUGGGGGUCCCGGUGGCGAGCGCCUUCCUUCUGCUCCAGUGUCUUCGAUGGCACUGUCCUCGCCGGCUGCUGGGGGCCUGCUGGAAGCCGGAUAGCCAGGAGGAGCCAGUGGCCCACCCCACUCCCCUGCCAGAAGACGAGCCCUCACGAGGGUGCCCGCCGGCCACACUGCCGGAGAUGGCCGCCUUCUACCAGGAGCUACACACACCCACUCAAGGCCAGACCGUCAUCCGUCAGCUGAUGCACAAGCUGUUGGUGUUCUCGGCUCGAGAGGUGGAUCACCGUGGCGGCUGCCUGAUGCUCCAGGAUAUGGGCAUCUCUCUGCUCAUCCCACCAGGUGCUGUGGCUGUGGGCCGCCAGGAGCGGGUAUCACUGAUCCUGGUGUGGGACCUGUUGGACGCCCCAUCACUGUCCCGAGCACAGGGGCUGGUGAGCCCUGUGGUGGCCUGUGGCCCCCAUGGGGCCUCCUUCCUGAAGCCCUGCACCCUCACAUUCAAGCACUGUGCCCAGGAGCCCAGCCAUGCCCGGACCUACAGCAGCAACACCACACUGCUCGAUGCCAAGGUCUGGAGGCCCCUGGGGCGGCCUGGGGCGCACACCUCCCGGGAUGAGUGUCGCAUCCACCUCUCCCACUUCAGCCUCUAUACCUGUGUCCUGGAGGCACCCAGGGGCCGGGAGGCCCGCAAGUGGCUGCAGCUGGCGGUGUUCUGCUCGCCGCUGGCGCCGGGGCAGUCCCACUUGCAGCUGCGCAUCUACUUUCUCAACAACACACCGUGCGCCCUGCAGUGGGCCAUGGCCAAUGAGCAGCCCCACGGUGGGCGUCUGCGCGGGCCCUGCCAACUCUUUGACUUCACAGGGGCCCGAGGGGACCAGUGCCUGAAGCUCACGUACAUCUCUGAGGGUUGGGAGAACGUGGACGAGAGCAGCUGCCAGCUGGUUCCCCAUCUCCACAUCUGGCACGGAAAGUGCCCCUUCCGUUCCUUCUGCUUCAGGAGAAACGCAGCCAGUGAAAGCGUUAACUGCUCAGCACUUGCCAGUGAGAUCAUCGUCACCAUGCACACCUUCCAGGAUGGCUUGGAGACCAAGUACAUGGAAAUCCUCAGAUUCCAGGCAUCAGAGGAAGAAUCCUGGGCGGUGCCUCCCCCUGUCUCUCAACCACCCCCAUGCAACAGGCUGCCUCCAGAGCUCUUUGAACAGCUGCAGAUGUUGUUGGAACCAAACAGCAUCACAGGCAAUGACUGGCGUCGGCUGGCCUCCCACCUGGGGCUCUGUGGCAUGAAAAUCCGGUUCCUGUCCUGCCAACGCAGCCCCGCCGCAGCCAUCCUGGAGCUGUUUGAGGAGCAGAACGGCAGCUUGCAGGAGCUGCACUACCUCAUGACGGUCAUGGAGCGGCUGGACUGCGCCUCGGCCAUCCAGAACUACCUGAGCCUGAGCGGCAGCCCAGCGCCGCUCCGCGGGGGCGCGCACGAGAAUCCGGGCCUGGAGCUGGACGAGAAGCUCUGAGCGCCCCCGGGGGUGGGCUGGGGUGGGGAUGCUGUCCGCAGCGCUCAGGGCAUGGGGCGGGCACAAGGCAAACGCAGCAGGCGCCCUGGCCGCGCCCCCCAUCUCAUCGGAACCCUCGGCGGUGCCUGGGGCCACCGUGAGGCCAGAGGCCAGAGGCCGUUGCCAGCCUCCCCGGGUGCGGGUGCGUGGGGACCGCGCUGGCCAUCCGCUUGGUCCUGCCAACAGGUGCCAUCCUGGGCGGCAGGGGGCGCAGGAGCCCAGGAGAUGGCCCGGCGGGCCAGGCUCCAAGAAGCUCUUUCCAGACCAGCGGACUGUGCCCUGUUGGCACUCCUUGGGGAUUGGCCGGGGCACAGGGAUUCACAGAGCGCUUUGUGAUACCCAGCAUCGGACUGGGUAUCCCAGGGAAUCCUGGCGGAGAUGGGGCGUGGAGCUUGACAAACUCACAGUUCCCAGUGUGAGAGUCAAGAUGCCCUCGUGGGCCGAGGGCCAACUCCAGAACAGCAGUGCCCUGUGGUUAGGCCAUGUGGGCUUGGGAUGAACAGAUGUGUUUUAGGAGCCGAGAGGGAGGCAGCCAGUGUGGGCUGGAGCAGUGGGAAGGCUUCAUGGAGGAUGUUGGAGAGAGGGUACCAACAUGUAGAGUGGCUCAACCAUCUUUGGGGGGGAGGGGGGCGAGGACAAGGGGAUGGUGUCUGGACUUCCAGUGGUUGCCGUGAGUGAGCAUGGGUACUGAGGCCUUAAGGAGCCCAGCCUGGUGGGUGUGAGGGAGGGCCAGAGUUCAAGGUCAGCCAGCCGUGCCUGGCUGUUCACCUGUCUCCCUUGUCUUCUUUGUCUCUCUGUCUUCCCAUCCUUGUCUUGGCUCCCUCUCUCUCUGCCAUUAUCUCUGUAAUAAAACAUCAAAACGGAAAAGAAAUUUCAAGAUUAACAUUCGUGGCCAACCUUUUUACCUCUUUAUCUGGAACUGUGUGAGUUUUUGGUUUCUCUGACUUUGUUUUGCUGCCACCAUUUCUUGUAGCCUCUGGAUCCCUGAAUCUGUCUGUCUGUUGCUCUGACUUAGCACCUUUCUCUCUCUCUACAGAGUCACCAUGCCUGCCUUUAAGGGUUUCCUUCACUCUUUGAAACCCUCCGUCAGUCCCCUCAGGCAAUGUCUCUAAACCAAUGUUAUGUAUCAAAGGCAGUGAAAGGACACUGGGCUACCCUAGGAAGGGGAAGGGGUAGGUGGGAUUUUACCCCAUGAAUCAAGAUCCAGUCAAGGGUCAGGAAAUAAACGAUGGGGAUGAAAGAACAUGCUAUUCAGUCAACAAAUAUUUAUUCAGCGCCUACUAUGUGUUAGACUCUGUACAGAAAAGAGAUUAGUGGGCUGGGUGGAGCCUGGAAAGAGAAUAAAGGAUUUGACUCAGUUCUAGCAGUGCUUUUGUUUGCAAACAGGUGUUGAUUUUUUUUAAGGGCAGGCAAGCAAUCUCUCUGGCAACACUAACAAUUUGCUUUUGUAUUAAAAGAUAUUAAAGCUUUUUUUCAGUGAUAAACAAUAUUGUAUAAUAAAAUAUGAAAAUUA